UGCCUCAGAGAAAUUAUAAAAAAAAAAAAAAAAAAAAAAAUAAUAGUGGUUUUGGGCUUGCAGGGUAUACUCAAACAAGUACCCUCCAUGGCAAUUGGAAUAUUAAUAGUACUAGUUGUUUUAGCCACCACAACCACAGUAGUAGCAGCUCAGUCCGCCGCUCACUGCCGUGAAAGCUGUGGUGAUCUCAAAGUUCCAUAUCCUUUCGGAAUGGAUGAAGGUUGCUAUUUGGGAGAGAAAUUUUUUAUCACAUGCAACGAAUCUUACCAUCCUCAUAGAGCGUUUCUAACGACAGGCAACGUCGAAGUUACUAACAUAUCCCUUGAUGAUGGUGAGUUGAGCGUUUCCCAGUUCAUUGGCCGAGACUGCUACGAUCAGAAUGGUGUGCAAACUAAUAAUUGGCAGCCUUCGCUCAAUCUGUCCUUAUACACAGUCUCUUCCACUAAAAACAAGUUCUUCGCCGUUGGCUGCGACACCGAAGCAUUUGUUCAAGGAUACCGAGGCACAGAAGUAUUUGCAACUGGUUGCAUAUCAUGGUGUGAGAGCAUCAGCACCUUCAAUGAGUCUUGCUCUGGCGUGGGCUGUUGCCAAACUUCUAUUCCCUAUCGGAUGAAAAACAUUACAGUGUCGGUGAAUAGCUAUUAUAACCAUACAGAUAUAUGGAAGUUUAACCCAUGUAGCUUUGCCUUCGUAGUGGACGAAAAAAAGUUCAACUUUUCCAGGACCAGUUUUAAAGACUUGCGAAAGGUGAAAGAGCUACCAGUGGUUAUUAAUUGGGCAGUUGAAGAUGAAAGUGGUAAGACCUGUUCUGAUGCUGAAAAGAGUUCGGACUUUGCUUGCAAAAAUAACACAAAGUGUAUCGACGUCAAGGACGGUUCUGGUGGUUACCACUGUCAAUGCUUGACUGGUUACCAUGGGAACCCGUACCACCGGGAUGGUUGCCAAGAUAUAGAUGAAUGCAAAAUAUUUUCAAACCCCUGCAAUCCUGGAAAGUGCCAUAAUUUACCUGGGAACUGGACGUGUACAUGUCCAAAGGGGUCCAAAAUUAUUAAUGGGACGGGCUGCAGCAAGAAGGAUGCAAUAGAUCAAUCUGAGAGAGUUCUCAUUCUCUAUAUUGCACUUGGUGUCAGCCUCGCGUUAUUGGUUGCAGUUUCAAUUAUGUGUUGGGGAAUGAGGAAAAUAAAGCUAAGAAAAUUAAAAAGGAAAUUCUUUGAGCAAAAUGGUGGAUUAAUAUUGCGAGAACGAUUCUCAAAUCUUGAAACUGCAAGAAUUUUCACUGCAGAAGAACUUAAAAGAGCCACAAACAACUACGAUGAAAACAGAGUUCUUGGAGAAGGAGGCUAUGGAAAAGUUUACAAGGGGAUAUUACCAGAUAGCCAAGAAGUUGCUAUAAAGAAGUCCAAAAUUGGUGACGAAACACAGACUGCACAGUUCAUCAAUGAACUGAUGAUUCUUUUGCAAAUCAAUCAUAGGAACGUUGUUAAAUUGUUGGGUUGCUGCUUAGAGACAGAAGUUCCUUUACUUGUUUACCAGUUCAUUGCUAAUGGAACCUUUUUCCACCAUAUUCACAAGAAAGGAAAAGCUUCUGUACUUCCGUGGAAGUUGAGAUUGAAGAUAGCAUCGGAAACAGCUGGGGCACUUGCGUAUUUACAUUCUGCAACAUCUACCCCCAUUAUACAUAGAGAUGUGAAAACUUCCAAUAUACUUUUGGACGAGAAUCACACAGCAAAAGUAGCGGAUUUUGGAGCUUCGAAGCUGAUUCCUCAAGACCAAAAUCAGCUAACAACUUUUGUGCAAGGAACACUUGGAUACUUAGACCCCGAAUACUUCCAUACAAGCCAGUUAACGGAAAAAAGUGAUGUAUAUAGCUAUGGAGUUGUUUUAGCUGAGCUACUAACGAGCAAGGAAGUAGUUUCUUUUAACAGGCCUGAAGGUGAAAGAAACCUGGCAAUGUUCUUUGUCAGUGCAAUCGAAGAGGAUUGCUUACUUCAUGUUCUUGAUGGUGACAUUGUGGAUGAAGAAAAUGUUGAGGAAGUAAAAAAAGUUGCAAAUCUUACCAAAAUGUGUUUGAGUGUGAAAGGGGAGGAAAGACCUACCAUGAAAGAAGUAGCAAAUGAGCUGGAGGGACUGGUUAAUUUGGACAAACAUCCAUGGGGAAAAGUUGAUUUAUGUGGAGAAGAGAAUGAAUACUUGCUUGGUUCUACUUCAAACACUUACGAAAAUUCUAGUGGUAAAAGUGGAUUUAGGAGUAGUGGUACUGCAAUUGUUGGGCAUGACAGUAUGCAAAGCCAGAUGUUAAGCCAAUAUUAUGAUGCACGAUAGUUGUUUCGUAUGAAAGAAAACUUUAUCAGCUGGUUAUGGUUGCUGAGUUUUAUAAACGGGUUACCGAGAGAGCUUCCACAUCAGCAAGAAGUCCAUUCCAUUGUGCUGUUUGUUCUAGCUUUUUGUUACUUUAAUUAUGGUAGUAAACAGACGUAAGAAGGAAGCACAUUAGUCUUCCUCUGAUUUUCCUCUGUUUAUUGGGAAAUAUCUUUCUGUUUUU
Molecule: messenger RNA, 2542 nt
Organism: Ziziphus jujuba (common jujube)
Lineage: Eukaryota; Viridiplantae; Streptophyta; Magnoliopsida; Rosales; Rhamnaceae
Product: wall-associated receptor kinase 2
Exons: 3
Coding region: 88-2322 (744 amino acids)
Biological process (GO): protein phosphorylation; cell surface receptor signaling pathway
Cellular component (GO): plasma membrane
Molecular function (GO): ATP binding; polysaccharide binding; protein serine/threonine kinase activity
Source: RefSeq, a predicted model, not a curated record